GCUCGCCUUUGCGUGCCUCUGCACGCUGCCCCCUCGUCCAUCUAUCUCCUUCGACUAAUGCGUUCGCAUAUGCGAUCGACUGUUAGCACGGUGCGGUGUGGCUUUUCGUCGCGUCCAUUCUCGUAGUUGCGUGAAAUUAAAAAAAAAAAAAGGAAAAGAAAUAAAUACAAAAUCGGUGCAAUCGUGCACGCCACUAGAACGAUCGUCUGUGAAUCUUACUUGUUAUCACGCUUCGUGAAAUCGCGAAGUUCGCGAUCAUUGCCAGUGACAUUCUUAUGUUAACGUUCGAUUGUGUUUCCUAUCAUUUUUAUAAUUAAGAGAAUUAAUGCCGUAACUAAAGUGACACAAGGGAAAUGCAUUUGGCGAUACGUCAAGAUUGACGAUGUGAUUUGUGGACGUAAUGAUUAGCGAGUAUCGUGAAUGAAUUGUCGUCGUUGAUUUAAUUUGAUUUAAUUUAAUUGAAACUCUGGACAUCGAGUGAGAAGCGUCGACGAAUCGAAAACUGUUUGUAAAAUUUCGCAAAACUACGCAGUGAAUUUUCAACUCGGUGAUAUGAAAUUGUGACGAUGUCAUCGAUAUGAUGGUCGACUGAUGUGUGUGAAUCAUCGUUAAUUUAUAAUUCUUUGAUUAAUUUCUCGAACGUAUUCUUAAUUCGGAAACUGAUCGAAAGAACUGCACGAUAAUCAUAUCGGUAAAAAAUCGCAAUGAUGCACGCUUCGCGAAUUCGCUGUUCGCACUUUGUUGGCUGAGAAAAAGAGCUUUUUCCGCAGCGACUUGUCUCUUCCAUUAGUCGCUCCGCGGAUUAUUGCAUCGGAUUGCAGUGAAUUGCAGCGUCAGCUGGUCUCUUUCUAAUCCAGUGCGCUUUCACCAAUUUCAAUCAAAGGUGCGCUGAGGAAAGAUGACAGGAAGUAGUAACAACGAAAUGGUUCAGGGGGUGGCAUCGGGUGUCCGAGGCGAUGGCAGGAAGCAUACGGUUCAUUGGUUUCGUAAGGGACUCCGGCUGCACGACAACCCUUCGUUGAAGGAGGGUCUUGCGGGGGCGUCCACUUUCCGGUGCGUCUUUGUGCUGGACCCCUGGUUCGCCGGAAGCACCAAUGUCGGCAUCAAUAAAUGGAGGUUCCUGCUGCAGUGCUUGGAAGAUCUCGACUGUUCCCUAAGGAAGCUGAAUUCCCGUCUGUUCGUGAUCCGCGGUCAACCGGCCGAUGCGCUUCCUAAGCUCUUCAAGGAGUGGGGCACGACAAAUCUGACCUUCGAGGAGGAUUCGGAACCGUUUGGUCGCGUGCGAGACCAUAAUAUCUCGGCCCUCUGUAAGGAACUUGGUAUCUCGGUGGUCCAAAAGGUCUCGCACACUCUCUACAAGCUAGAUGAGAUCAUAGAAAGAAACAAUGGGAAACCGCCACUGACCUAUCAUCAAUUUCAAAAUAUCGUCGCCAGUAUGAACCCGCCGGAACCGCCAGUAUCAACAGUGACUGCCGCUUGCAUCGGUAAUGCCUAUACUCCUCUCAAGGAUGACCACGAUGAUCAUUAUGGCGUACCCACCCUCGAGGAACUCGGCUUCGACACGGAGGGUCUGCUACCCCCCGUGUGGGUCGGUGGCGAGAGCGAGGCCCUGGCGCGGCUCGAGCGUCACCUCGAGAGGAAGGCGUGGGUGGCGAGCUUCGGCAGACCUAAAAUGACGCCGCAGUCCUUGCUGCCGAGUCAAACCGGGCUCUCGCCUUAUCUGCGAUUCGGGUGUCUCAGCACACGGCUCUUUUACUACCAGCUCACCGAUCUGUACAAAAAGGUACAAGAUGACUGCAACCCGAUCGUUAUAAAAAAAGCGGUGCCACCGCUGUCAUUACACGGACAGCUACUCUGGCGCGAAUUCUUUUACUGCGCCGCAACAAAGAACUCCAAUUUCGACCGCAUGCAGGGUAACCCGAUUUGCGUGCAGAUACCGUGGGACAAGAACGUCGAGGCGCUCGCAAAAUGGGCGAACGGUCAGACGGGAUUUCCGUGGAUCGACGCGAUUAUGACUCAACUGCGCGAGGAGGGUUGGAUACAUCAUCUGGCCAGACAUGCGGUUGCUUGCUUCUUGACCAGAGGCGACCUUUGGAUCUCAUGGGAGGAAGGAAUGAAGGUGUUCGAUGAACUGCUCUUGGACGCCGACUGGUCCGUCAAUGCCGGCAUGUGGAUGUGGCUGUCGUGCAGUUCAUUCUUUCAACAGUUUUUCCAUUGCUAUUGUCCCGUACGAUUCGGUAGAAAGGCGGAUCCAAACGGCGAUUAUAUCAGACGCUACCUGCCAGUGCUGAAGAACUUUCCGACCCGAUAUAUCCACGAACCGUGGAACGCACCCCUCAGCAUACAACACGCCGCCAAAUGUGUCAUCGGCAAGGAGUACUCGCUACCGAUGGUGAAUCACAACAAGACUUCGCGUAUCAAUAUCGAAAGGAUGAAGCAGGUGUACCAGCAGCUGAAUAAGUACCGCGGAGCUUCGUUCAAAGGAGAGAACAUCGGCUUGCUGAAUGCAUUGUUGGCGCCGCCGACGAAGGAGACCGAUGAGGAGAAGAGGAAGCAGGACUCGCCGAAUCGGGAGAACGAACAGAAAAUAGAAACCAUUAGUUCGGCGCAACAGCAGCAGCAACAGCAACAGCAGCAAUAGCGAUAGCCGAUAAUAAUGAUUUAAUAGUGAAUUCGUUAACGUGUUGUUUGUGAUGUUGACGUUCUCUCUUGUGGAUUUUACUAAAAGUGUGGAACUAAAAUCUUCCAAUUAUACUUGUAUUUGUUCGAUUAACUUUUAAUUUGCCCCGAAGAGACGAGGCGCCAAUUACAUUUGCUUUUAAGUUAAUGACUUUUCUAUUUUAAUUUAUUCUUAUUCCAAUAUUAUUUAUAAUUUAAUAAAUUCAACGAAUUCAGUAAA
Camponotus floridanus (Florida carpenter ant) is the source of this 2899-nucleotide messenger RNA. RefSeq names its product cryptochrome-1 (gene Cry2). The transcript has 11 exons. The record is from RefSeq and is a predicted model, not a curated record. Gene Ontology annotation, molecular function: FAD binding; DNA binding. NCBI's taxonomy places the organism in Eukaryota, Metazoa, Arthropoda, Insecta, Hymenoptera, Formicidae. The coding region runs from base 899 to 2641 and encodes 580 amino acids. Gene Ontology annotation, cellular component: nucleus; cytoplasm. Gene Ontology annotation, biological process: entrainment of circadian clock by photoperiod; negative regulation of DNA-templated transcription; circadian regulation of gene expression.